Molecule: messenger RNA, 3733 nt
Organism: Megalobrama amblycephala (Wuchang bream)
Lineage: Eukaryota; Metazoa; Chordata; Actinopteri; Cypriniformes; Xenocyprididae
Gene: cacnb1
Product: calcium channel, voltage-dependent, beta 1 subunit
Exons: 15
Coding region: 199-2136 (645 amino acids)
Biological process (GO): regulation of voltage-gated calcium channel activity; neuromuscular junction development; calcium ion transmembrane transport
Cellular component (GO): voltage-gated calcium channel complex
Molecular function (GO): high voltage-gated calcium channel activity; protein binding
Source: RefSeq, a predicted model, not a curated record
AGACUGGGCUCGUUGUAUUAUUUGUAAAGGGAGAGGGUUUCUGCUCAACGCCACCAGGGCUGGGGGCGCAACAGCACUCCGCAAGGCACAGGGAAGAGGAAAACCUGUUUUAUUUUAUCUUUAAUUAUUUUACAAUGCAUAAUAAACUGAAAGCGGGCUCUAAAUGAAACAGUAAAACCAAAUUCAAAGUUUAAAUCAAUGGUACAGGAGGGUAUUAUGUCCAGGACGCCUUCCACCUCAACCCAGGAAAUCCAAAUGGACAUGUUCGACCACCACGGCUCUCACGCUCAGGGGAAGUAUGCAAAGAGGAAGAGCCGUUUCAAACGUUCAGAUGGCAGCACCUCCUCAGACACAACCUCCAACAGCUUCGUCCGACAGGGCUCAGCAGACUCCUACACCAGUCGUCCUUCAGACUCUGACGUGUCUCUGGAGGAGGACCCUGAGGCUCUCAGGAAAGAAGCCGAUAGACAAGCUCUUGCCACCCUAGAGAAGGCUAAGACCAAGCCUGUAGCGUUUGCGGUGAGGACUAAUGUUGGCUAUAACCCAGGCCCUAAUGAUGAUGUGCCGGUUCAGGGCAUGGCCAUCUCUUUUGAACCCAAAGACUUCCUGCACAUCAAAGAGAAGUAUAAUAAUGACUGGUGGAUCGGACGUUUAGUGAAGGAAGGAUGUGAGGUGGGGUUUAUCCCUAGUCCAGUGAAGCUUGAGAGCACCCGUCAAUUACAAGAACAGAGAAUGAGACAGAACCGCCUUAGCUCCAGUAAGUCCGGUGGAAGCUCUAGUCUGGAUGUUGCCACAGGUGCCCGGAGGCCCACUCCACCUGGAACAGCUGACUUGUCCACUGGGCUUUAUGACGAUACUUUGGAUUCGGAUGUUGAGGAGGUGGAGCCUGCCGACACCCGUGACCAAAAGGGUGUGGGCGGAAGUGUCACCUCCCCUCAAGGCAACCUACCCCGCCUCCCUUUCUUUAAGAAGAUGGAACAUGUUCCUCCUUACGAUGUGGUGCCUUCCAUGAGACCCAUUAUUUUGGUGGGACCAUCCCUGAAAGGCUACGAGGUGACAGAUAUGAUGCAGAAAGCUCUCUUUGACUUUCUAAAACACAAAUUUGAAGGCAGAAUAUCCAUCACCAGGGUGACAGCAGACAUCUCACUUGCCAAACGUUCCGUUCUAAACAACCCCAGCAAACACACGAUCAUCGAGCGCUCCAGCACUAGAUCCAGUCUGGACGUACUGGCUGAGGUACAGAGUGAAAUCGAGAGAAUCUUUGAGCUGGCACGGACACUUCAGUUAGUGGCUCUGGAUGCCGACACAAUCAACCAUCCAUCUCAGUUGGCCAAGACGUCACUGGCACCUAUCAUAGUCUACAUCAAGAUUGCCUCUCCAAAGGUGUUGCAGAGGCUGAUAAAGUCCAGGGGUAAAUCUCAGGCCAAACAUCUCAACGUCCAAAUGGUUGCAGCUGAUAAACUCGCACAGUGUCCUCCUGAGCUUUUUGACAUAAUAUUAGAUGAGAAUCAGCUGGAGGAUGCAUGUGAACACCUGGCUGAAUACCUGGAGGCCUACUGGAAGGCUACACACCCUCCGAGCAGCAACCCACCCAACCCUCUGCUCAAUCGCACCAUGGCCACAGCCGCCCUGGCGGCCUCGCCCGAACCCGUCUCCAACCUGCAGGGGCCAUUCUUGGUGCAUGGAGAACAGAAGAGGGAAGGGCCUGAACGUGGCAGUCUCCAAGACUACCAGAGCGACCUGGGCGGGAAGCAGCCGCUGCGCUCUUCACGCAGCCAGUUGCAAACAGGCGGACGAGGUCUGUCGCGGCAGGACACGUUCGAUUCCGAGACCCAGGGCAGCCGCGAUUCCGCUUACACCGACGACAUGGAGACCGACCCAUACGAGGAGCCGGACCCGUGUCGCUCGUACCGUCUAAACCCUGCCCACCACGCUCCUCGCCAGGCCUCCUGGGAGGAUGAAGGGGCGGAGCCUGACCAGGAGAACCUCAACGUGGUCCCACCACCAGCCAAUCAGCACCAGCGUGGACGAGGCAAGCUGAGGGAGCGCUACUGUCAGGAUGCAGAAGGCGGCGGGGCGACAACGGCCCGUAACCAUAGCCAAGAGGAGUGGAGCAGAGAUGUGUACAUUCGCUAAAGCAGGUUUACCUGAGAGGAGUUGUUUAGAACGACACUAAGUAGAAUCUCUAUAGUUGGAUCUGUUUACAACCCAGAGAAACACACAAUCAUUGACAAAUGCUGUACAGCUAACACUCACGACAUUCGCAUUACGCUAACAAAGCUCUUGGUCAUAACAUAUUUAGUUUCAACCUGUUUUUGAGGAGAACCUUUCUUCAUUCUGUUUUACUUUUGUAUAGUACUGCAUGACACCUAAUCAUUAUGAGGUUGGUAACUGUCCUUGCUGAGCAUUAAACACGAUUCAGAAUGUAUAGCCAAAAUCUUGCAAAAGUAUGUGUGCGUUCGUUCGUAUGGUUCGGUGGUCGGUCGGGUGCGCAUGGGCGUGUGUGUAUCCUCUGUAGUCUUAAACAGGGUCUUUCUGAUACACGAAAGUCUUGGGAGUGACCCUCCAGUUUGAUUUCCCAGACUACACUACUGCAGAGCGUGUUUUGUGUCAUGUUUUAUUCUAUUUAUUUUAUUUAUUGAGUCUCAAAAGGUCUACCCAGUCUUUAGCCUGCUAAAACCUUUACAGAGCUCCACCGCUGCUGCGUACUCCUCCUAUCCAGAAGGGGUGCUGUGGUGCUCACAUGUUAUAGUUUAAUAGGGCUAACAAGUGCACCUACAUGUUAAUCCAGAUCAGCUAGCAUUUAUAAAAGACUAAUAUGCAAAUAUAAAUAAGACAAUUAAGAGGGUCUAAGAGACAAUUUUUCAAACUAAAAGCCCUAAAUGUUUGAGACCACUAACACAAAUAGCUUUGUGUUGAUUGUAACCGGCUCUGUCUCGUCUUCUGUGCCUGCUCAAGGGCUUUUAGCAUUUGUGCCAUUAGUGUACCACUGCCAUUGGAAACAUGUUCUGCCUUAUUCGCACGUCAGUCACACAGGUCAACCAAUCACAAGUGCCGGAAUCUUUCAUCAGGCCACUCCCACCGUAAACAUGGUGGGUUGUCUUAACUCAGUGCAACAUAUACAGUUGUUGUCCUUGUUAUUGUUGUAGUGUGUAAUAGUAGUCUACACUACCAUUUUACCUUUUUUCCAUAGCGACAUCUUUGCACUGCUAGUCAUUUUAAGAUUAAACAAAGUGUUUAUUGCAUGACAGUUUAAGGAUUCACUUCACAGUCUGAGAAGCUGCAUAGAAACACAUUUAAUCUUACAAAAUCAACACUGACAUACGCAGAUACACACAUCCUACUGCCAAACUCAUACUAAUGCUACUGCUUUUUGUGUUGUUAUCUCUGUGGCCAGUUUCUAAGCCAUGACUGUAUGUGUGUGUGUGUGUGUGUGUGUGUGUAUGAAAUGGGAGAAAAUCUGGAGUCUUUACUAUUUUAUGUAACCGGAGCAUUGGUGAAUGUUUAUGAGCCUCUUUUUACCCUCACCUAUGUUUUAAAAGAUCAUCAUGAUGAAAUUCGCUAAAUAUACAAGUAGAUAGCUUACUAAAUAAUGUUAUUGUUGCAUUAUCGCAAUUGUUUCAAAAUAUAAGGAAAACAGACGUAUUCUUUGGUGCCUGAUUGUAGCUCCAUUUUACUUUUUGUUUUUAAUCUGUGGAUAAAUUCAUAUUUUAAUUAAAAAUUUUAAUCUGGA